AUGGCGGGACUGGGGCGAAUCCUGUCGCGGCCUACCGCCAAACCAUAUCGCACCCGUGAUUUGAAACGCGAGGAUAGACCGUACCUUGAUGAAGAUGGCAAUGUCGGCUUUGCACCGCAUGAUAUCGAGAACCCCCACAACUGGUCAACAGCACGCCGUUGGUAUGUAACCUGUGCAGCUGUCCUCCUCGUCGUGAAUGCGACAUUUGCGUCCUCCUCGCCCUCGGGAUGUUUCCCUGGAAUCGCGGAAGAAUUCGGUAUCUCAGUGGAAGCUGCCGGGCUCACUAUUACUCUGUUCCUCCUGGGAUAUUGUGCUGGACCACUAGUAUUUGCACCUUUAUCUGAGUUCUACGGGCGCCGCUGGAUCUUCUAUUCAACGUUUCUCUUAUAUAUCGCCUUCAACUUCCUGUGUGCUUUCGCCCCGAACUUUGGGAGUUUGCUCGUUGGCCGGUUCCUUACGGGAACUUUCGUCAGCGCACCCCUCAGCAACUCACCAGGUGUUCUUGCUGACCUGUGGGGGCCCGUGGAGCGUGGAAAUGCCAUGGCCGUGUUCUCUUGUAUGGUCUGGGUGGGACCUGCACUUGGCCCUGUUGUUGCUGGUUUUCUACAAUUGACCAAAGAUUGGCGAUGGAGCUUCUAUGUUUUGUUGUGGAUGGGAGCAGGGACCGCUGUAAUCAUGUUCACGAUCCCGGAAACCUUCGGGCCAGCAAUCCUCAUGAACAAGGCACGACGCAUCAGAAAGUUCAAGGUCCCCGGCUACGAGGAGGUCAAGGCACCGGUAGAAGCUUCUGACCGUUCACUCAUGACAAUCUACAGGACCGCUCUCACGCGACCCUGGAUUAUUAUGUUUGACACCAUCUCCUUCCUGGUCGCUAUUUAUAUGUCGAUUGUAUACACCCUGUUGUACAUGCUGUUCUCCAUUUACCCCAUAGUCUUCCAGCAAAGGCGUGGAUGGAACGCCGGGGUUGGAGAGCUGCCCCUGAUUGGCACAGUUAUCGGAUCAUUCAUCGGAGCAGGUAUAGUGCUUGUCGACUCCAAGCAAAAGGCGAAGAAGCUACAAAGAGGCCAGCAACUCAGAGCAGAGGACCGCCUUCCACUGGCCAUGAUUGGCGGUGUUGGUUUCGCAGUGACCAUGUUCUGGUUUGCCUGGACUGCGGAGUUCAAUUCCAUCCACUGGAUCGUACCAACUAUUGCCGGAGUGUUCCUGGCUGCAUCACUCAUGCUCAUAUUUGUUGGAUACCUGAAUUAUCUGGUUGAUGCGUAUCUGAUGUAUGCAGCCUCUGCCAUUGCCGCCAAUACCAUCGCCAGGUCGGCCUGUGGUGCCGCUGCGCCUCUGUUUACAACGUACAUGUUCGAUGCCCUCGGGGUUGGAGGCGGGGGCUCAUUGAUUGGAGGCGUUGCAACGGUUCUCGCCGUAAUCCCCUUUGUGUUCUACAAGUAUGGAGAAGGCAUCCGGAUGCGUUCAAAAUUUGCGCCGACGACGAGGCCAAGACCGGGCGACAUCGAGCAGCAGCAGCAGCGUUCCCAUCAUGUGCCAUCAAUUAGGAACAGUUCAGAGCUUUCUCCAAACGUGAUAGGCGAGUAA
Neoarthrinium moseri is the source of this 1584-nucleotide messenger RNA. RefSeq lists its product as uncharacterized. Gene Ontology annotation, molecular function: transmembrane transporter activity. Gene Ontology annotation, biological process: transmembrane transport. NCBI's taxonomy places the organism in Eukaryota, Fungi, Ascomycota, Sordariomycetes, Amphisphaeriales, Apiosporaceae. The record is from RefSeq and is a predicted model, not a curated record. The transcript has 6 exons. The coding region runs from base 1 to 1584 and encodes 527 amino acids.